This is a messenger RNA of Triticum aestivum (bread wheat), 3177 nucleotides long. Its product is annotated as protein GAMETE EXPRESSED 1. The transcript is spliced from 6 exons. The record is from RefSeq and is a predicted model, not a curated record. Lineage: Eukaryota; Viridiplantae; Streptophyta; Magnoliopsida; Poales; Poaceae. Bases 1085 to 2929 code for a protein of 614 amino acids.
CUUCUUCUUCUUCUCUUUUCCUAGUGAAAUGGUGCCUCGUCUCUUCCCAAUUUUGGUUUUGCGACCGAGUUUCUUUCUAGUUUGCUCUGCUUUCUCCCCGGUGCAUGGCUGCGCGCGAUGCGAUCCAUGAACAAAGCUUUGGAUGAAUUACUCCUAGAUCGUAGUGUUUCAUGCGUACAAAAGCUUCGUUUUCUGUAGGAUAGUGUGUCAGAACCACAUGAUCGGGAGGGAAGAUAGCAUAAAUCCAGCGUUCAUGUCAGUCGGUGCACUGCUCAGUACUCAACGCAAUGCCGCGUCCGUCCCACGUAGGAGAAAGGGGAUUGCUUCGCUCUGACAUGGCUGGCCCGGCCGGGCUGUUCUCUGAAUCUUGUGGCGUAAGGCAGUGCCACCGACCUACAAUGGCGCCGACUUAACACUAGUUGGUUGGCGAUCCAACUGGUGGUUACUGUAAUUAACAAAGCCUCCUUGCCGCGAACGGAACAUAGCAUGGCAAGAGAUCUCUGAACUCUCUUCUCUUUUGGCAUUUCCGUCGACAUCCCAGUAGUGCCCGGUGUUUUAUUAAUUAACCAAAGGAAAUUCCAAAAUAACACGACGAAACCGCCAUUGCUCCCGUGAAAUCCUGUCCGGUUCAGUGCAUGAGUAGUGCGAGUGUGCGCUGUCCGGGUCCCUUUCAUCCGUGGUGUCAAAAGCCCCAAACCGACGUAGUACUAUUUUUUUCCCCUUAAAAUCUCCGAUCGGAUCUUACCUCUGCCUUGCCGGCGAAGAAACGCGGGGCACUAUAUUUAUCCGGCGCCCAUACCCUUUCACACGGCAGGGCACCAACCCGUCGCGCUCUUGUGCUUCUCUCUUGUCUCGGCCGGGGAGAAGAUCGUUUCUUGCAUUAGGCUGGAACUGACUGAAUUGGAUUUUGAUACUAGUUGGAUUUUACAGUACGUGGUCGAGUAAUUGGAAUCAGGAAUUUGGGAUUUCGAUCUGGCCUCUUUAAUUUGGGAAGAUUUGCACUGCAAUUGACCUCUGAUUCAACUCUCCAGUCUCCACCAAGAUCACUCUUUUUUUGCGGGUGCCUAAUUGAUCGGCCAGCGCCAUGAGGAAGAAUGCGUCGUUUGUCCUGUUGAUUUUGGCCUGCUUGUGGCUGUGCCCUCUGCGGGGCAGCGGGCUCUCGUGGAACAUUUUCUCGUCUUCGUCGUCCUCGGCGGCCGGUAACAGGGCCCCGAUGAUGGAGCUCGACGGCGCGGUGGCCGACUUCUCCAUGGACGUCACCAACAACCCGCGAGGGGUGAAGCUGCUGGAGAACGCGCGGAACAAGCUCGCGGGGCCCAAGAACUGCUGGCAGGACGCGUACCGGAACCUCUUCUCCAGCUGCGGCGAGAUCAUGGCCGACAAGGAGCGGCAGGCCCGCCUGGCGUGGCACCUCAGCAGCUGCUACCAGGAGGACUCGGGCCGGCCGGCCUUCCCGUCCUGCGCCGGCGGCUCCAGGAUGGUGCACUGCCGCAAGAAGCUGGGCGACUCGGAGAGCAAAGUGUUCCUCGAGUUCUUCCUGGAGACCAACACGCUGUGCCACCAGCUGCAGGCGGAGGCCUUCAAGCACAGCACGGAGCGGCUGGUGAACGACCUGACGCGGUCGUCCAAGUCGGCGGAGGAGAAGCUGGAGGUGAUCGAGGCGCGGUCGGAGGAGAUCAUCAAGGAGUCCGGGAAGGUGCGGGACGCGCUGUCGUCCAUCGAGGCGCAGGCGGACCGCCUCGCGGAGACGUCCAAGGGCGUCGGCGCGCAGAUCGACGACGUGCUGGCGCACUCCAGGACCAUCUCCGAUCAGUCCAAGGAGAUCGCCGCCUCCCAGGCGGAGCUCAAGGAAGGGCAGGCCGAGAUGAGGAAGAAGAUCGAGGCCGGCAUGGAGCGCAUCCAGGAGUCGUACGAUAAGCUGGGGGACGGGAUGGGGAAGCUCACGGAGGAGGCCGUGGGCAUUCAGAAGGAGAUUGCAACUGUCGGUGACCUGAUGUCUUCAAAGAUGCUGGUUCUGCAGGGCACCGCGGAUGAGAUUGGGAGCGUGGCGGGCAAAUCGCUGGAGAAUCAGAUGCAGCUCUUGGAUGGGCAGAACAAGGCCAUGGAUGGAUUGACUAGCCUCCACACCUUUCAGUCACAGGCUCUCGAGGAAAGCAGGGAAACUUUGAAGAGAUUUGCACUGUUUGGGCAGCGUCAGCAGGAAGAGUUGCUGUCCAAGCAGGAGCAGAUCCGGCAGGCUCAUGAUCAUCUCAUUCUGAAUUCACACUCCAUACUGGCAGCUCAGGAAGAGUUCAGAGCGAAGCAAGCCAACAUCUUCGCGGCGCUGGACAAGCUCUACAUUCUCCACAACGCCAUUUUGGCUGAGUCUCGCUUCAUCAAGGCCUUCUUCUUCUACUGCUGCAUCGUCUUCCUCAUCUACAUGCUCACCAGCGCCAAGCAGACGUUCAGCAUCAGAGGCCAACUCUACUUCGGUUUGUGCAUCACGCUCCUGCUAGAGAUGGGUCUGAUCAAGUUCGCAGCCGGCAACUUCGACAACCAGUUUUGGGUCAUGUCCAAGGUGUUCUUGGUCAGAUUGUUGUUCCUGGCUGCCGCCACUAUUCAGAUAUUGCAUUCCAUAUUCACGUUCAGGGACUACGAAGUUCUGAACCACCGGCUGCUCCAGACGCUGGUGGAGAAGGUCCGGACACUGGAGGAGAACGCAGGCGACAGGAUGCUCUCCUACGGCUCGGAGAGCGACGAGAGCCUGAGGAAUUACUCGUGGGUCUUCGACGAGCUGACGGAUGAGGCGGACAGCACAGCCGACCCUAACUACGCCUUGCCGGCGCAAACUCGCCGGAGGUACAAUGCCCUGCCGGAAGAGGUCGCCGAGAACUCCAUCACCACGUCGGGUAGCCGGAGGUACAACCUGCGGCGGCGGAGCAAGCAGUGAUGGAGAUGAGAGUUUUUGCUCCUCGUGGAAAUGCGGGGUUUCAUUGUGAUUUUAUCUACGAAGAGGGUUUGCGGCAGUUCUUAGCUUGGGUGUGUCAUCCUAGUAGUACGUCGUUUGUAUUUGGCCCGUAUGAGUUUGGUUUUUGCCAGAAAUGAUAGGAUAUGUAUAAGGAUGUUUUUUUUUGUGAGGAUAUGUAUAAGGAUGUUGACGAUAUGUUUAUAGCAAAUUUAACUUAGUUGUAAUGAAAA